ACCUCAUGUUUGACUGGUUGCGGACGAUGUUCUCGGAAAUUCUGAUCGAAACGUAGUGAAAGAUUUCAAGAAUUGUUCGAAUUGUUAUCUUAAACGCGUUCUUUGGUGCAGACUUGAUUUUUGAGUGCAACAACUAUGUGUAUAUUUCGAUGAGUAAUCGAUUUCGAUGCGAUAAAAAUCUAAAUAAUAUCAUAGUAAUGACGAUAUUAUUUCACGCGAUCAUAUGAAUUUUUAGUUUGCGAAGACGAACCAUUUUUCGAACUAUGCGACAUGGACACUGUGGAUGAUCUGAUCAAUUACUCAGUAGAAAUGAACGAUUCGAUACCUGCAUUUUCAAGUACUUUUCCGUACGCUGAACAAGCUGCGUACAAUUCGCUGACAACAAAGACCUAUGAAAAGCGCAGCGGCCCCAACAAAGAUAUUAAUGUGAUAACAGCGACGCAAAUUAUCGUUUUACUGCUGUUUGCAUGUGGUAUUAUUUUUGCCCUACUAAUGUAUUGCAAAACGUGCAGCAGUAUUUGCAGGUCGGCUCAAGUGAGAUACAUGGAACAAAGUCGAUGCAGUAAUGGGAAUAAUCAAACAGACAGCGAUUCUUUGUAUUGCUGCACAAUAAACGAUUCCAGGGAGAGACCACCGUCAUAUACCGAGUCUUGCAAUGCCCCACCCCUCUAUGGGUCACCCUAUAACAGAGCGUCUAUGCUCGAACCACCACCAGUCUACCCGGACACUCCUAAAUUAUCAGAUAGGGGGCAAAGCCAAGGCUUCACAAUUACUUAUCACAUGUAAUUAUGUGUAAUGUGUACGCUGGUGUUGACGAACUGUUGUGUAAUGUAAGAUGAAAAGCAACGAUGCGCUAUCAAACUCGCACAAUAUCAUUUCACUUCAUUUUCUCUUGAUUAGACCACGUGAAUAGUUUUAUCAUACGUCAGCUGUGAUUUAAUCUUAGAAAAGUUUAGAAAUUCUAGAGAUGAUUUUUUUCAGUAGUAUUAAGUUUCUGAAUUAGUGUGCAUUUAUUAAACGAGGAUUUCUACCAUGCAACAUUUGAAAUUUGCCGCGGUUUCUUCAAGGGUCCGUACAGCGUCAAUACACGUAGCGGUAGAACGCCUAAACUGGUAAACAAAUUGCUAACUGUACGUAAUUUUUCGAUACAUCAGAUGGCGUCACUGUGUAGUUCCAAAAAUGUAUUUACUCUGUUGGUACGUUUGUCGACCAGUUUGAUCGUUUUGCCACUGCAUGUGUAACGCUAUUUUGAUGUUUUGAUAUUUUCAGGAGCAAAUUUUACCGCAAUUUUUGCGGAGCUUUAUGGACAAGUCGACAAGAAUCAUCUGUAGUUUCACUUUGAACAGAAUAAAUAAACUUUUCCUGUAUGGUAUGGAUGCACAAAAUUCUGCUGAACAUUCCUCUGGCCUCGAAAACAUUUUUCGGACUUUUAUAAAUUACCAGAUUUUAUCUCGUUUUCAGUGUAUAAAUUUUGCUAACCAAAAUGGUUCAAUAUGGACAGAUAUAGAGGCAUCCAAAAAAUAAUAAUUAGUCAUAAUCGCGGCAAUCUAAGGCGUAGGAUCAACGUACUGGUUCGUUAUUAACAAUUUGAAAUGUAGAAUGUUAAGUUUCAUUGUUUAUUUAACGAGUUAUUUAAUUUCUGAAAAAUGUCCGUCAACAGGUAUCGAAACAUCAUCACGUAGCGCUAGUGCAUGAACUAAAUCUCUCCAAUAUGCACAACGCAGGGUCAUUGAAAAACACUAAUUAUGGGGCACUAUUAAGGUAUAAGUAAUUAACCGAGUGCUCACGAUUCUUCGCGAGAAUUUGUUGCACCGGUAUUAUGUAGAAAAAGCUGACGACAACAUCGCAAAACAUAAUUAAAUAACAUAAUAAUUAAAAAAGCUUCAAUGAACAAUUAGUUAUGUAUAGUAGUAUUGUUUUCUGGAUUUUCUAUACGAUAUCGUUGCAGUAGAUUCUCCCGCGCGAACAAUCCCGUACUUUUGACAUAUCUUUUUAUGUCCUAAUUUUGGCAUAAUUAAUGUUUUAUUGUGACUGUAUUGUACGUAUGUAUAACAGAAAUUUAGUUCAGCCGUCUGCCGCUAUGUGGUGAUAGUGUAUUACGGUCUAUGAACGGGCUAUAUUUUAAAAAAUUUUUAGUGAUCUACGGUAUGAAAUCGACAAGCAACAUUACCACGAAUGUAUUAAAAUGCAGUUAUCGUUUUAGUCGAAAUGUAAAUAAAGCGUGCACAAGAUCCCAGAUGAUUUGUACAGGUAUUUCUAAUAGCGCUAGAAAUUUAAGUUUGAUAACUGUGAAUGAAAGUUCUAUGUUGAUA
Molecule: messenger RNA, 2312 nt
Organism: Megalopta genalis
Lineage: Eukaryota; Metazoa; Arthropoda; Insecta; Hymenoptera; Halictidae
Source: RefSeq, a predicted model, not a curated record